Molecule: messenger RNA, 2377 nt
Organism: Cuscuta europaea
Lineage: Eukaryota; Viridiplantae; Streptophyta; Magnoliopsida; Solanales; Convolvulaceae
Source: the annotation of a GenBank genome assembly
CAUGCAUCCAAAUACCACGUAGUAAAAUGCUCAAUGUAACAUGCAUGCCAAAUAGUCUAGAUACAAUACAAUCUUUAAGUUCACUACGAAAUUGAAGAACCACUACUUCAUGCAUAAUACGUAAAUGGAGUUAAUAGUGGAAGUAUGUAGUGGGACGGGGAAUUGAGUAAGAAACGUAAGGCUGCGGGCAGUAAUUCUGAGUCAAGCAGUUUACUAGUGGAAGGUUUGGUGAACUCUUUUCCAAAAAACAGGUCGGUGACAGCUUCUGGUAUCUAAACCCUCGGGAAUCGUGAGUUGCCUCGGUUGGAACUGUCGAGGGCUUGGCAAUCACACGACAGUUCAAGCACCGGUGGACUUGGUUCACCAUAAGAUGGAGGCCUUCUUUAGUCUUCGUGAUGGACGCCUUUGCUAAUAAUACCUUCAAAGUGGAGAGUAAUUUGAGAAAGAUUGGUUUGGAAUCUUGUUUUGUUGUGAAAAGUGUUUGGCACUGAGGAGGGCUUGCGUUAAUUUUGUAGGCGGGUUCAUGUGUAGAUCCUUGGUUCUUUUUGUCACUUUAGUCAUGAGGUGGAGGUGGAGGAUCAUGUAUGUCCCAAGAGGAACAUGCAUAGAGAGUCAUGUGAUCACAUGACUCUCUAUAUGAUCUCCUACAAUCAUUAAGCGUGGGUGGAAAUCUUUCAUGAGUUGUCAUGGUGGACUUCUACCAUCUCAUGUUUGCCUCUUACAAACAUGGACAGAUCCCUACUUUUUAUAAUUUCCUUUUUCUAAUAAACUAGUGAGGUGUUUUCUGUCCCUCACCCCAAAUACCUUCGGGAUUUUGGUCUGCCACCGGGUUUCUAAAAAACGUGGACAGAUCCCUCAUCCGACAUAGUUGUUGAAUGGUUUAUGCAGGACAGUUUGGGCGAGUGGUCUACACAGUUUUGCAUUUCAAGGUACCAAUACACAUGGGAGCGUUGGAGGGGUUCUCCUGAUCAAGUGGAGAAGAAACUUGAUAGAAUAUUAGUUUCAGAGAGUCGGUUGGAUGUGUUUGGGGAGGCUACCGUAGAAUCUUUAGAAGGGUCAUCUAGCGGAUCAUUUGUAGAAUGUUUUCACCGAAGCGUAAUUUAAAUUUGAGAAUGCUUGGCUUCGUGAAUAGAACUGCAGUGCCCGUUGGGGUGGAGUCAAAGCUAUGGGAUAACGGUUCGGGUUUUACAGGAAAAGAUUGGGGUUCUUAUGCAUGUGUUCAGACCCAUGGGGGUUUGCUGAGUUUCAGAGGGUUGAACAGCAAUAUAUAUCUUGAACUGUUGGAGCAGGAAAACUAUUACUGGAGAUAAAGGGUAAAAGAUUUUGGUUGCAGGGAGGAGAUCAAUACCCGAUAUGUCCAUAUUUUGUAAAAACACUGGCGGAGGAAGAAUAAAAUAGAGGGUUAUAGAUUGGAGGAUGGACGGUGGGAGAGGAAUCGAGUUGCACUAGGGCUCUGAUUGGAGAAUACUUCAGUAAUAUUUUUUCCUCGGGUCAUGGUGGAGGUGAUUUCGUUUUUGGCCUUUUGGGUGUGUCCAAAGAAAGUUGGAGGAGCAUCAUAAUAUUGAGUUAUUGCGCCCUAUUAAAAGAGGAAGUAAAGGUUGCACUAUUUGGUAUGUAUCCAUAUUAGUCUAUUGGUCUAGGCGGUACGAGCUCGGGAUUCUUCCAACCAUUACUAUGAUGUGGUGAGACCAAAUGUUAUUAGUUUCUUAAGAACGCUCUUUGAGAUAGGUAAGUUACCAAAAAAUAUUAAUCAUAAUGAUAUUUUGCUUAUUCCAAGAAAAAAAAGAUAACCCUGAGGAACGUAGAGAUUGGAGACCCAUGCCUCUAUUUAAUGUGAUAUAUAAGAUUUUUUCCAAAGUACUGGCUAAUAGAAUUAAAAAGUUGUUGCAUUUGAGCAUCUCUAAGCAACAAAGUGCCUUUAUUCCGGUAGUCACAUUGUUGAUUAUAUUAUGUUAGCUUUUGAAUCUCACUAUUGCUUAAAGCAGAAAAGGCAAGGUAAAAUUGGGAUCUGUUGCUCUGAAAUGACACUCGGGCUUCGCAGAGAAAUGGGUACUGUUGAUUAUGGAGUGUGUUACAUAGGUCUUUAUUUUACUCCAUUUGAUGAUUCAAAGAUCGGACCUAUUUCACCUGAGCGAUGGUUAAGACAAGAACAUCCUUUGUCAACCUAUUUAUUUGUCUUAAUUGAAGAGGGGUUGAGUGUGCUCCUCCAAAUACAUGAGGCUACGGGUCGGUUUCAUGGGGAAAGCUAUUGCUCGGGGGCACCGAGAAUUACACAUUUUUUGCAGAUGGCAAUAUGCUAUUAUUUAAAGCUAAUCAUGAGGAAGUUGUUACUGUGAAGGAAACUUUACUGGAUUAUGAAGUUGCUUCUAUCAAGAAA